UCCAGAGCCAGACUCUGGUGCAGCGCCGAUCCAUACAUACGCACACGUGUGUGUGUGUGUGUGUGUGUACACAGGGGGGGGGUGUCUCGUGGGUGCUGGUUUCCUGAAAACGCCCGUCGUUGGAGUGUGCGAGCUGAUCUGCGAGAGAAUGUGCGCGUGAGCCUUUCGGGAGCGUCCUUUUUGUAUGGAGGAGCAUGUGUGCAGAGAGCGAGACAGCGUGAAGAUGUGUGGUGGUGGAAAGGUGUUAUUGUGAUCGGGGGACUUUUUGGCUGUACCAUCGUCGUGCUGUGCGCCUCCCCCUCCUGCUCAUUUGGUUAUCUUGUGAGGGCAGUAAGCGUCUAGCCGGGAUGUCCACCUCGCCCGGUGCAACAGACGGGAGCCAAAGGAACUCUUUGGAGCUGGACGCGGAGCACGCGCAGAGAGUCCCUGGGGCCGAACAGGGAGGGGCCCCGGCCCCCCAGGUCAAGCUGAAAGAGAGGCAGAAGUUCUUUGAGGAGGCCUUCCAGCAAGACAUGGAGCAGUACCUGUCCACUGGCUACCUGCAGAUCGCUGAGCGGAGAGGAAGCAUGUCGUCCAUGGAGGUGAACGUGGACAUGCUGGAGCAGAUGGAUCUGAUGGACAUGUCGGAUCACGAAGCCCUGGAUGUGUUUCUGCACUCCGGGGGAGAGGACAACAGCGCUGCCUCGCCCGUCGCAGGUCCUGACGUGGAGUCCUUCACCACGGAGAUCAGUCUCCAGGUUCCCACGCAGGCUGAGCUACGCCACAAGCUGUCUUCGCUUUCAUCCACCUGCACCGACUCCGCCAGCCAAGACACGGAGGCCGGGGAAGAGGAGGAGGACGAGGAGGAGGAGGAAGAGCCCGAGCUAGCAGGUGGUGUUGGAGGAUCAGGCGGCGGAGGAAGGAGGAGAAGAGCCCCCGUGGUGGUGACCCUGGACGAAGAGGAGGUGCACCCCGACACGGCGUUGGUGGACGGGGUGGAGCAGACCAGCAAAGACAGGGAGGCUCGCAGGCCGAAGGUCUGAGGACAACACGGACCGGAUUCCAACGCAAAGUACCGAAUCUAACUCCGAUACAUAACAACAUUGGCUUCCUUCACCAAAUUGUCAUACUGAGGAAAAAGAUGUGAGAAUAAACACACUGAGGUUGCACUAACUGCCACACGGCCUUGCCUUAAAAAAAAAAAAAAAAACACUGAAGAGUUUUCCUGUAAAAUAGGUUUGAGUCACCUUUCGCAUAAUCGCAUUGGAUGGCUUAACGUUCCCAUAAGUAGUCUGUUUCUGUGUUUGUGCGUGAGACCAGGGGAGACCUGUGAGCCACAAGGAAGAAGUAAGAUCGUUCCACUCUGAAUUCAUCCGUGUGUCGCUCGCUGCGUUCACGCUCACUGAACGGCAGCAGUCAACAUUCAUCCACGUGGUGGAGACUGUGGUUCUUUUGCAGAAUAUAAAUACAUAAUGGUGUUUUGAUCUACAGAGUUGCCAAAUGUCAAAGGUUUACGUUAUCUCCCCAUUGACUCGUGGUAUCGAUCCAUUUAGAUACUUUGCUUUUGUUUCAUCUUGUUUUGAUGAACAACAAAUGGAAAUUCAAAAUAGCUCAGAACCUGGACUGAUAAAACUUGUUUUUGUAGUCUGGGAAAACUGACAAAAGCACUUCCCACCUUAUCUUUUAUUUUUUUUAUUAGCAACCACAGACUCAUUCGGCCGAGAGUCACCAGUUGGUCACUCAUUAAUCCCCAAAACAGACUAUUGUGUGUUCACGACCGCUGGAUUGAUUUAAAAAAAAAAAAAAAACUUGAAGUUUGAACUGGACGGAAUACAGCUCGGGUUAAUUGAUGACUGCCUGCAGGUGUGAACAUGAAUGCUUGUCCAGUGCCCCCCCCCCCCUCUCCCCUCCCCCCACGGAUCGCGUGGGAGACCUGGAAUCCGUUAGUCUCGGUCGUCUGGUGCGGUUUAUCUUCUGGAUCCUGAAGUCGGUCUCCAGCACUCCUUUUGUCUGAGUGAGGAGAAGAACUUUCUUCCAAAAACAAAGGACUGCAUUGCGCCACACAGCUCCCGUACUAGCCCUCUGGUACCUGUUCAUACAAUGAGUACGCCGCUGUCGCGUCACUGGGAUGCAGAAUAACGGCUGUGACACAAAGAACCUCAGCAACAAGUAAAGGAGUUUUUAAUAAUACUGAAAAUCUGGGAAAUGUAAUAAAGCAGAUAUUAAAUCUGCAUGGGGCACACGGAUGGAUUUUCUAACUACUUUAUGAGCUGAAUCCCCAAAGCUUGUUGCAAUUCGACUAGUUUAUAAGCUACAUAUUGCAAUAAAUACAUGCUCCAAAUUAGAAAAUACAUUGAUAAACAGGGUUAAAUAGAUCCAGCCACAGGCAGCGGGCUGUCCCGUUCGUAGUGACUGUAUCAGACAGACCACAGAUCAGAUCAGGAUAUGAAUCAUGUUACACGUUGCCAUUCCGGACCAAUAAUAUUGGAACUUUUUGCAUCUGUUGGGACCGUGUGCUAAAUGCACUGGACAACAUCCAGAAGGUUGAACUGUGUUCGGAUUCUUUUUGUGCAAAAAUGUUCUACAUUUGUGUGAAGUGACAGCGACGCUCCUUCUCCCCUGACAAGUUUCUGACUUUAAUAAAUGUUGUUCCCCCCCAAG
Messenger RNA from Gasterosteus aculeatus aculeatus (three-spined stickleback), 2640 nucleotides. RefSeq names its product dystrobrevin binding protein 1b (gene dtnbp1b). Gene Ontology annotation, cellular component: cytoplasm; synaptic vesicle membrane; BLOC-1 complex. The record is from RefSeq and is a predicted model, not a curated record. Lineage: Eukaryota; Metazoa; Chordata; Actinopteri; Perciformes; Gasterosteidae. Gene Ontology annotation, biological process: regulation of synaptic vesicle exocytosis; negative regulation of protein kinase activity; neuron projection development.